This is a messenger RNA of Papilio xuthus (Asian swallowtail), 1741 nucleotides long. RefSeq names its product lipid phosphate phosphohydrolase 2-like. The transcript is spliced from 7 exons. Gene Ontology annotation, molecular function: phosphatidate phosphatase activity. Gene Ontology annotation, biological process: phospholipid metabolic process; signal transduction; phospholipid dephosphorylation. Lineage: Eukaryota; Metazoa; Arthropoda; Insecta; Lepidoptera; Papilionidae. Gene Ontology annotation, cellular component: plasma membrane. Bases 247 to 1254 code for a protein of 335 amino acids. The record is from RefSeq and is a predicted model, not a curated record.
AGAGCGUGCGCGCACGUUUGUCAGUCUCUUGACAAUAUCGCGAGGAGAACAACCAACGCGACGUCGUCUACCACACACAGACGACCGUUUCAGUUAGACAAAAGAUAUCCUGGCUAAUGAACUAACUCCAGUUCAAAGUACCCUAUAUAAGCUUUCGAAAGAAGACCACGUUAAAAGUCAUAUUCUAUCCGCAUUAGGAUCCUGUGUAUUUCUUUGCUGCAAUAUCUAUUAAGGAUUGUAUGCGAAAUGGGUGCGUUGGAUUGUGUCAAUGUUAACAGGAUAACGCCUACGGAAAGUACCGAAGUGUUUGCGGUAAAUGGAUCUGAAACAUCAUUGGAUAAGACGAGACGCGGCGACAUUGAGUCGCAACUGCUGCACAGCCAUGCGAGCGGUAAACGGCAUAGCAUCUGGUGGCGUCUAGGGAUAGACCUGCCUUUGUUACUACUAGUAUUAAUACUUCCACCACUACAAGAGCUGGGUAUAUUCCCUCAGCAUAAAAGCGGUUUCUUCUGCAAUGAUCCAGCUCUCAGCUACAAAUUCACAGGCGACACUGUAUCUGCAGCUGUCAUUGUGACAUCUAUCAUCGUGUCUCCAUUUAUACUGAUAUGGAUAACUGAGCUGAUAUUGUUAGAUUCAGAGCUAAAAAUAUGUGAGAAGAUGAAACAUUCAGUAAAGCAAGCUCUCUUUCUGUAUCGUAACUACGCUUACGGCUUGGUCUUUAAUAUUGUAGUUGUUGAAGUUAUGAAAGGCAUCACGGGGAAUCCUAGACCGACCUUCUUUGAUAUAUGUGAGCCUGAUACCGCCAAAACUUGUAAUGGGUCAGAAUACGUGAGCACAUUUGAGUGUACAUCGACCAGAUAUUCUGCGUGGUAUCAGAUGGAUUCCUACCACAGCUUCCCUUCAGGACACACCUCGCUCUCCGUCUACUGUGGACUGUUUAUAGCGUGGUACUUACAACAACGUGCGUUCGAUUGGAGACACCGUAGUGUCCUUGCUGUGCCUGUGCUUCAACUGGUGUGCCUCACAUACGCCGCUGUCUGCUCUCUCACCAGGAUCACUGAUCGUAGACAUCAUUGGUGGGAUGUCCUAACUGGCGCUGUAAUUGGAGCUAUAUGUGUAUUUUAUACUGUACUAGUCCUUUGCAAAAACUUUUCUAACUUAAAAGAACAGAAAAGGGAGAAAAGGAUCGUAACACCAGUACAGUCCAACAGAACUUCUAUAUACGACACCAGGCUGCAGGGACCUCUUACUUAAACUUAGGUUACUUAAAGAUAACUUGGAACUUAGUAUCAAUUACUAGAUGUAAUAAUAUUUAUGAGGAAAUGCAAUUUCAUGAUUAAACGACAUUAGACAUAUGGAUGUAGCUAAUAAUUAAAUGCCUAAUUAAAGUAUAUUUAUUACUGUUAUAUUUAGUAAUACAAGUGGACAAUGACAGAGCUUUGUACAGACUGCAAAAAAGUUUUCACUUUAAUAUAACCUGUGGUAUUUGCAGUGAUACUUGUAAAAAUAUUGUUAUCUCUCUUCCAUCAACGAGAGUGAAAGAGACAACGAUAGGAGUUCAAGACAAAAUCAUUAUCAAAUUUAUGGAAAAAAUAUGUCGUAUCUUAAGGCCCUUCGUACACAAGGGAGCGUAAAUCUUCGAAAUUAAUAUUGUAUAUUUGGGUUGCACGCGCUCCGUUUAAAAUCGAAUCGUCGACGCGAGUUGUCUAUUCAGCCAGUACAGGGAUAGUAACUAAAUAAU